Messenger RNA from Anoplopoma fimbria (sablefish), 2373 nucleotides. RefSeq names its product chitotriosidase-1-like. Lineage: Eukaryota; Metazoa; Chordata; Actinopteri; Perciformes; Anoplopomatidae. The record is from RefSeq and is a predicted model, not a curated record. The coding region runs from base 1 to 1734 and encodes 577 amino acids. Gene Ontology annotation, molecular function: chitinase activity; chitin binding. Gene Ontology annotation, cellular component: extracellular region. The transcript is spliced from 9 exons. Gene Ontology annotation, biological process: chitin catabolic process; carbohydrate metabolic process.
AUGUCGCGUUAUCAGCUAGAAAAGAGAGGGGGAGGUCUUUCCAACCUCGCUACACAUGUGAUUUAUGCCUUUUCUGACAUUAGCCACCAACACAAGCUAGUCCCUAGCUGUGCAACUGAAAUACAACGUUAUCAGUCCUUUAAUGAACUCAAAAUCAGAAAUCCACUGCUUAAAACCCUGUUGGCCGUUGGUGGCUUGAACUUUAACACGCAAAAAUUCAGUAAAAUGAUGUCAACACAACGAAAGAGAGCAAAGUUCAUCCAUUCUGCUAUCAGACUACUGAGAGAAAAUGGAUUUGAUGGGCUUAACCUUGACUGGAGGUACCCUGGAGGAUGUGGAAGCCAACCCAAGGACAAGCAAAGAUUCACACUGCUGUGCAAGGAGCUCAAAGAUGCCUUUGUUGCUGAAGGAACAGCAGCCAACCGGGACAGCUUAAUAGUCACUGCAAGUGUUUCUGCUGAGAAAGCAACCAUCGAUGCUAGUUAUGAAGUCGCACAGAUUGCCAGGUACCUGCAAUGUAUUAAUGUAUGGACAAUGGACUUUCAAGGCCCCUGGGAAAAUUUCACAAGACAUCACAGCUCCUCAUACAAGGGAUCUCAAGACAAAGGAGAAACAAUCUACUCUAACGUUGACUAUGCCAUGCGGUACUGGCGUGAUAAGGGAGCACCUACACAAAAGCUACUCAUGGGGUUUGCGGCAUACGGGCGAUCUUUCAAUCUCUCCACUGCAUCAAGUGAUGUUGGCGCACCAGCCAAUGGUCCUGGUGAGGAACGCUGCUUCACUGGGGAAGAAGGAUUAUGGGCCUAUUAUGAGACCUGUUCUUAUUUUGAAAGAGUAACAAUCAAGGUGAUUGCUGAUCAGAAAGUUCCAUAUGCCACCAUAGAAAAUCAGUGGAUUGGAUUUGACAACAAAGACAGCCUUGAUUUUAAGGUGAGUUAUCUAAAAACUAACAACUUUGGAGGAGCAUUUGUCUGGUCUUUGGACCUGGAUGACUUUGGUGGACAGUUCUGUAAACAGGGCAACUAUCCCUUCAUCAGUCACCUGCAUAAUCUCCUGGUUCCAGGUAACCAAAAUGAAAAAAGUAUGGUCUUCAAACAACACUGCAAAUGCUGUGAACAUCCUACAACAGCUCCAACUACCACCAUCAGAACAACACCCUCCCCCACGACAUCUCCAACAACCACAACAUCUCAGACUAAUUUACCCACUCGCACAACUACAAUUUAUUUGACUACAACCACAACCUCCCCAACCAUAGCUACAGCUCCCACUACCACCACCAAAACUGCCACUACAACCUCCACAACAACUCCCACUGCCACCGCAGCUCAAACAACCACAUCUUCUUCGACUACAAGCACAACCUCCCCAACCAUAACCACAGCUCCCACCACCAACACUGCCACUACGACCUCCACAACAACUCCCACUGCCACCGCAGCUCAAACAACCACAGCUUCUUUGACUACAACCACACCUCCCCCAACCAAAACUAAAACUUCCAUAACAACUCCCACAACCAAUCCAAAACUAAAUACCACAUCUGAAAGAAAUCAUGGAAACUUCUGUAAUGGAAAGAGCCGUGGGCUAUUCCCAAACCCUACUGACCAAUAUUCAUUUUACAACUGCACUGGUCAGAUUGGCACCAUUGAAAGCUGCCCAUCAAAUAUGGUCUUCAACAAACAAUGCGAGUGCUGUGAACAGGAUAGUCACAACCAGGGGAUCACCCAUUAAGCAGACCCAAAACUCAAUACCAAAUCUGAAGGAAAUCGUGGAAACUUCUGUAAUGGAAAAAGCCAUGGGCUAUUCCCCAACCCUGCUGACCGACAUUCUUAUUACAACUGCACUGGUAAGAUAGGCACCAUUGAAAGUUGCCCAUCAAAUCUGGUCUUCAACAAACAAUGCAAGUGCUGUAAAUAGUCAAGGGACCACCAUUUCAACUAUGGCCCAAAGGAAUAGAAUGAAGAUGCUGCACUAGUGAGGUGAGAGUGGGCGAUAUACUGCCGUCACCAGAAUCAAAGCAAAUGGUCUAUGAUGCUUGCACAAGCAAAAACAUCACUAAAUAUGAAUGACCCUGCGUUAUGGCCGGAUGAAAUCACUUAUUCUUAGUUAGCCUAUAUUUGUUUUAAAUAAUGUGUGAAAAAGGUAAUUUCUUGUCACAAGCGCAAAUGGAACAUGCAAUGUGUAGAUCAUUGUGUCCUGACAUGCCUAACUUAAUUAAAUGUAAUUGUGUAUCUAACCGUAUUGUAAUGGUGUGCUCUUGUUUGUUCAUAUUUAGCCAUUGCCACAUUGUAUUUGUCUUAAAUUAUGACACUGAUGUUGCAAAUUCUAUAUAUGUAUAUGUAUAUGUGUCCAAAUGUAAAUUACUGUUAA